Kazachstania africana CBS 2517 is the source of this 1629-nucleotide messenger RNA. RefSeq names its product chaperonin-containing T-complex subunit CCT6 (gene CCT6). The transcript has a single exon. The record is from RefSeq and is a predicted model, not a curated record. Gene Ontology annotation, cellular component: chaperonin-containing T-complex. Gene Ontology annotation, biological process: protein folding. Bases 1 to 1629 code for a protein of 542 amino acids. Lineage: Eukaryota; Fungi; Ascomycota; Saccharomycetes; Saccharomycetales; Saccharomycetaceae. Gene Ontology annotation, molecular function: ATP-dependent protein folding chaperone; ATP binding; ATP hydrolysis activity.
AUGUCUCUACAGUUAUUAAAUCCAAAGGCAGAAUCUUUGAGAAGAGAUGCUGCAUUGAAAGUCAAUGUUACCUCGGCGGAAGGUUUACAAUCUGUUCUAGAAACAAACCUUGGUCCUAAGGGAACUUUGAAGAUGUUAGUCGAUGGUGCAGGUAAUAUUAAAUUGACCAAGGACGGUAAAGUGCUAUUGACAGAAAUGCAAAUUCAAUCACCAACUGCGGUUAUGAUUGCCCGUGCCGCCGCUGCACAAGAUGAAAUUACUGGUGAUGGUACCACUACAGUUGUCUGUCUUGUCGGUGAACUAUUGAGACAAGCUUAUAGAUUCAUUCAAGAAGGUGUACAUCCAAGGAUUAUCACUGAUGGGUUUGAAAUUGCCAGAAAGGAAGCUUUGAACUUCUUAGACAAUUACAAGAUUUCUAACGAGGGACAAUUUGACAGAGAAUUUCUUCUACAAGUUGCUAGAUCAUCCCUAGCCACCAAAGUUAACGCAGAAUUAACUGAAGUACUAACGCCUAUUGUUACUGAUGCGGUUUUGAACGUUCAAAAUGAAGAAAAUGCACUAGAUUUACAUAUGGUGGAGAUCAUGCAGAUGCAACAUUUAUCUCCAAAGGAUACAACGUUUAUCAAAGGUUUAGUUUUAGACCACGGUGGAAGACAUCCAGAUAUGCCUACUCGUGUUGAAAAUGCAUACGUUUUAAUCUUAAAUGUUUCAUUAGAGUAUGAAAAGACUGAAGUAAAUUCAAGCUUCUUCUACAGUACAGCAGAUCAAAGAGAUAAAUUAGCUGCAAGUGAAAGAAAAUUUGUUGAUGAAAAAUUGAAGAAAAUUAUUGAUUUGAAAAAUGAAGUUUGUGGACUUGAUUCUAAUAAAGGUUUUGUUAUAAUUAACCAAAAAGGUAUUGAUCCAAUGUCCUUAGACGUUCUUGCCAAACAUAACAUUUUAGCAUUAAGAAGAGCCAAGAGACGUAAUAUGGAAAGAUUACAACUAGUAACUGGUGGUGAAGCUCAAAACUCUGUUGAUGAUUUAUCCCCACAAAUCUUAGGUUUCUCCGGUUUGGUGCAUCAGGAAACAAUUGGUGAAGAAAAAUUUACUUAUGUCACUGAAAACAAAGAUCCAAAAUCAUGUACUAUUCUAAUCAAGGGUUCCACCCACUAUGCAUUGAACCAAACCAAAGAUGCUGUUAGAGACGGUCUGAGAGCUGUUGCCAACGUUCUUAAAGACACAGCCGUCGUCCCUGGUGCUGGUUCAUACUUCAUCGAAGUCUCUAACCACCUGAAAAAAGCCAAUAUGAACAAAUUAGGUGCUAAAGGUAAAACGAAGACAGGUAUCCAGGCCUUUGCUGAAGCCAUGCUUGUAAUUCCAAAAACUUUGAUCAAAAACUCUGGAUUCGAUCCAUUAGAUGUUCUUGCGCUAUGCCAAGACGAACUAGAUGAAGCCACUGAAGAACGUAGAUACGUAGGUGUCGACCUAAAUAUUGGUGAUUCCUGUGAUCCAACCAUCGAAGGUAUUUGGGAUUCCUACCGUGUCUUAAGAAAUGCCAUCAGUGGAGCUACAGGUAUUGCAAGCAACCUUUUGUUAUGUGAUGAAUUAUUAAGAGCAGGUAGAUCCACAUUAAAAGACGGACCUCAAUAA